CUACGCAUCUUCCGUAAAAUUAUAAAUAGAUUUUCGGAUUUCUCCAUUUCUCUCUCUCUCCUCCUGGUUCGAACUUCGAACUUCGAAGCCUGAACGCCUUCAAAAAAAAACUUCGAAGCUGGAGCUUUCCCGACCUUCAAUGCUGGAGCUUUCCCGCCAAAUUCCUCAAGACCUAUAACAGAGCGUACGAACGUGAUGACCAUUGUUCGAACCUCCUGUUUGCUCAAUCGUUCUCUCGCAAUUGCUCUCCUUUCGAUUUUUCUCCUCCAUUUCCGACCUUCAUUUCAAUCCUACAUUGAUCGAAUCUUCAGGUUCGAGACCGAUGAGGAAACCCUGACUCUAACCCAAACGAAAAUAAGAUCCUACGAGAACGUCGGAAGCAGAGAAGAAGCUGCAAGAUCAUACGAUAACGUUGGUGUCAAACAAGAAUCUCCUCAGAGGAAUUACAUUGUGAGAUUUAUUGAUUAGAGGAGAGCGGAGGAUCACAGGAGUUACCUUGAAGAGAAUAUCCAAUUGAGCGGGUGGAGAUGGAUCGAAAGAAGGAAUCCGGCUGCUGCGUUCCCAACCAAUUUCGGGCUCGCGUCCAUCGAGGACGGGGUCCGAGAGGCUCUGGUCACGGAAUUUGGGAAACUGGAGCUUGUCAAGGAUGUUUUGGUUGAUUUCAGCUAUUUUCGGAGCUUAUCUUCGAAGAAACUGCAUAGAAGAGGAGCUUUCGUGGAUGGAAAGAAGCGUCCCGGAAAGAUGUUUACUUCAAUGUCUUUCGGCGAGGGAGAACACCCUACAGCUCCAUGUAAUUCUACCAUAAGCUGGAAGCACAAGCUCAUGAUGCAGAGAUCCCAGGUUACAUCAUUGUGUGGAGCUAAGGCACUCUGGGCAAAAGGGCAUACAGGUGCCAAAGUCAAAAUGGCCAUAUUUGAUACUGGGAUUCGAGCAAAACACCCACAUUUCCGUAACAUAAAGGAAAGGACGAACUGGACGGAUGACGAUACCCUCAAUGACAAUCUUGGACAUGGGACAUUUGUUGCUGGAGUUAUUGCUGGUCAAGAUGCAGAGUGCCUAGGAUUUGCACCUGAGGCGGAGAUUUAUGCUUUCCGUGUGUUUACAAAUGCCCAAAUAUCUUACACAUCAUGGUUUCUUGAUGCUUUCAACUAUGCUAUUGAAACCAAUAUGGAUGUGCUGAAUUUGAGUAUAGGUGGACCUGAUUACUUGGAUCUUCCAUUUGUGGAAAAGGUCUGGGAACUGACAGCAAGUAACAGUAUUAUGGUUUCGGCCAUUGGCAAUGAUGGACCACUAUAUGGAACACUAAACAAUCCUGUAGAUCAAAGUGAUGUUAUUGGUGUUGGUGGGAUUGACUAUAAUGAUCACAUAGCUUCAUUUUCCUCUCGUAGCAUGAGCACUUGGGAGAUUCCUCAUGGGUAUGGUCGCAUGAAGCCAGAUAUUGUUGCAUAUGGCCGGGAUAUCAUGGGUUCCAAGAUCAGUACAGGCUGUAAAAGCCUUUCAGGAACCAGUGUGGCAAGUCCUGUGGCUGCUGGUGUGGUUUGCCUGCUUGUUAGUGUCAUCCCCGAGGGUAGCCGAAAGAAGAUUCUAAAUCCAGCAAGCAUGAAACAAGCACUUGUUGAGGGGGCAGCAAAGCUUUCUGGUCCUAAUAUGUAUGAGCAAGGUGCAGGCAAGAUAAUUCUCUCAAUAUAUGUCAGCUUGAAGUCAUAUGAAAUACUGAAAAACUACCAACCUCGGGCAAGCAUCUUCCCUAGUGUUCUCGAUUUUACAGACUGUCCUUAUUCCUGGCCCUUUUGUCACCAGCCACUCUAUGCAGGUGCUAUGCCUGUGAUCUUCAAUGCCACUAUAUUGAAUGGAAUGGGUGUUAUUGGCUAUGUCGAUUCUCCACCCUCAUGGCAUCCUUUGGACGAAGUGGGCAAUCUGCUUAAUAUUCACUUUACUUAUUCAGAAGUUAUCUGGCCUUGGACUGGUUAUCUUGCAUUACACAUGCAAAUCAAGGAAGAAGGUGCUCAGUUUGCAGGAAUAAUCGAAGGCAAUGUGACUGUUAGAGUAUACAGCCCAUCGACUCGUGGAGAAAACUUUCAACGACAAACUACUACUUGUGUGCUUAAAUUGAAGUUGAAAGUGGUUCCAACUCCUCCAAGAUCCAAGCGGAUUCUAUGGGAUCAAUUCCAUAGCAUCAAAUACCCGCCUGGUUAUAUCCCAAGAGAUUCUCUGAAUGUUCGCAACGACAUCCUUGAUUGGCAUGGAGAUCAUCUGCACACAAAUUUCCACACUAUGUUCAACGUGCUGAGAGAUGCCGGAUACUAUGUUGAAACACUUGGCUCACCCUUUACAUGUUUUGAUGCCCACCAGUAUGGGACACUGCUGAUGGUAGAUCUUGAGGAUGAGUACUAUGAAGAAGAGGUGCAGAAGCUUAAGGAUGAUGUCAUUAAUACUGGUUUAGGACUAGCUGUGUUUGCUGAGUGGUAUAAUGUAGACAUGAUGGCGAAGAUGAAUUUUUUUGAUGAUAGCACGCGAAGUUGGUGGAUCCCAGUUACCGGGGGUGCAAAUAUUCCGGCAUUGAAUGAUCUUUUAGCACCAUUUGGCAUUGCUUUUGGCGAUAAGAUUCUGCAUGGGGACUUUUCUAUUGAUGGUGAGCAGAGCCACUAUGCAUCUGGAACAGAUAUAGUGAAGUUUCCAGCAGGUGGUUUUCUGCACGGCUUCUCCUUCCUAGAUAGUUCAAUGAUUGGUGCCACUCAGAAGAUAUUACGAACUUCUGACAUGACAAAGGCAUCCUCCAUUUUGGGCCUUGUGGACAUGGGUAGCGGUCGUAUUGCAGUCUAUGGUGAUUCCAACUGCCUGGACAGUAGUCAUAUGGUAACCAAUUGUUUUUGGCUCCUGAAAAAAAUAUUGGAUUUCACUAGUAGGAAUAUCAGAGAUCCAGUGCUCUUCUCUGAUUCGAUCAGACAGGAUGUUCCACUCUAUGAGGAUGAUAACCAAUUACCAUCUCGCAGAACUGAUGUGAACUUCUCCAGUUAUUCUGCCGUUGUAGGCAAAGAAUUGAUCUGCAGGAGUGACUCCAGGUUUGAAAUUUGGGAAACAAAGGGCUAUGGCUUACAAGAGAGUUGGUGGAAGAAGAGGUUACCUGGGUAUCCUAAUAUUGGUGUGGCUGGUAGUUUGAAUUCAAUCAUAGCGGGUUCCUCUUUAGAGUGGACCAGGUCGCCAAGAAAGAACGAUGGGAAUUCUUCUGCCAGAACUGUUGGAAACCCAUAUGACAAAGGGAUGGAGUUUGCUUUGUUCAGCAGAGAUAAGUUUGAGAAGCCAGUGGUAGUUGCAAGUCGAUGGAUUGUACCAGCUAUCGUUGCCAUUUCUGGUCUUCUGCUGCUUCUGAGUUUUUGGCGAUUUGGACAGAAGCGAAAGCGACGGAAGAAAGGACCAGUCUCUAGCUCCGGUCGUGUCAUUAAUGUUUAGUCCCAGUGUUGGAAAUUAAUUUUGCACUGGUAUAGCUUUGUAGCUUACAUAUUUCUGGGUUGUAAUACAGUGGCAUGAGAUUUUUUAGCAGUUACAAAAGUUGAAGUCAUCGGUCUGCUAUACAGCAGAGAGGUAAAUUGCCUGCCAAUCAGACGCCAAGGAGCUGAGCUGCUGAUCAGUUUGAUGGAGCACCAAGCUACCAAUAUUUCUGUUCCCCUGCAAAUUCUGAAGGUUAAAUAAAUGCUGGUUUAACCAUUUCUUUCCAGAAACUCAAACAGGAGAGCGGGAAAACAAUCUCAGCCAAUUCCUCAAUAAACAAAGAUAGAUGCAACCCGAUGGGGAUAUACAUGUGUUCGUCAUCGCUGACAGACAUUGCUGUUAUUACUUGUUAGAAUGGUUUUCUGCACUAUAAAUGUAACAAGUUUUUCGUUGGCAACUGAGCUCUGUCUCUGUUAUUUUUCUAUUUCUUUUUUAACUCUCUUCGCUAAAAUUAUCAAUACAACCGCAAAGUAAGUCGAUGAAUGCGUUAUGGUAGAUGGUUUCUUUUCGCUCAGUAUAGUAUACAACUAUGUAGAGUGCGGAAAGCCUAGUAUUUAUAGUUUUAUACUAUUUCCUUUGGAAGGAGUACAAACACAAAUAUG
This is a messenger RNA of Nelumbo nucifera (sacred lotus), 4091 nucleotides long. Its product is annotated as subtilisin-like protease SBT6.1. Lineage: Eukaryota; Viridiplantae; Streptophyta; Magnoliopsida; Proteales; Nelumbonaceae. The record is from RefSeq and is a predicted model, not a curated record. Gene Ontology annotation, biological process: proteolysis. Gene Ontology annotation, molecular function: serine-type endopeptidase activity. Gene Ontology annotation, cellular component: Golgi apparatus.